AAUUAGCUAGUUCGAUCGAUCGUAGCUAGCCUGCCGAUCGAGAAAUACAAUGGCUUCUUCGUCUUCCUUCAUGCUCAUGGCUACUCUUCUUGCCUUGGCCUCAUGGCAGGGCAUGGCUUCAGAUCCUAGCCCUCUGCAGGAUUUCUGCGUCGCCGACAUGCACUCCCCUGUGCGUGUCAAUGGGUUUCCUUGCUUGAACCCAAUGGACGUGAACGCCGACCACUUUUUCAAGGCAGCCAUGCUCGACACUCCAAGAAAGACAAACAAAGUUGGGUCCAAUGUCACCUUGAUCAGUGCUGUGCAGCUCCCUGGCCUCAACACCCUUGGCAUCUCAAUUGCACGCAUCGACUAUGCACCCUUGGGACAGAACCCACCACACACGCACCCUCGUGCAACUGAGAUCCUUACGGUGCUUGAGGGAACACUUUAUGUUGGCUUCGUCACGUCCAACCGAGACAACAAACUUUUCUCUAAGGUGCUCAACAAGGGUGAUGUGUUUGUGUUCCCUGUGGGGCUCAUCCAUUUUCAAUUCAACCCUAAUCCUUAUAAGCCCGCGGUUGCAAUUGCUGCACUUAGCAGCCAAAACCCUGGUGCUAUCACCAUUGCGAAUGCGGUGUUUGGGUCAAAGCCGCCGAUCUCUGAUGACGUUUUGGCGAAGGCUUUCCAGGUUGAAAAGGGGACCAUAGAUUGGCUACAGGCUCAAUUCUGGGAGAACAACCACAACUAAUUAUUUUACAGAGAGUGUAACUAAAAAAUUAUAUGCCCAUUCAUAUGUCCUCUAUUUUAAUUAUAUGUACCACAUAAAUAAAUGCCCAUGCAUGCAUGUGAGCUGACUGUUUCUUUUGUUUAAUUUCUGCUUGAUGUAAUACAAAUAUAUGUGCAAGGUUUUGACAUGUUUAAUGAACAGCAUACUGCAGUGUUUUCG
Messenger RNA from Oryza brachyantha (malo sina), 925 nucleotides. Its product is annotated as germin-like protein 8-11. The coding region runs from base 50 to 727 and encodes 225 amino acids. Lineage: Eukaryota; Viridiplantae; Streptophyta; Magnoliopsida; Poales; Poaceae. The transcript has 2 exons. The record is from RefSeq and is a predicted model, not a curated record. Gene Ontology annotation, cellular component: cell wall. Gene Ontology annotation, molecular function: manganese ion binding.